This is a messenger RNA of Selaginella moellendorffii, 1287 nucleotides long. Its product is annotated as epoxide hydrolase A. The record is from RefSeq and is a predicted model, not a curated record. Gene Ontology annotation, molecular function: hydrolase activity. The transcript is spliced from 5 exons. NCBI's taxonomy places the organism in Eukaryota, Viridiplantae, Streptophyta, Lycopodiopsida, Selaginellales, Selaginellaceae. Bases 27 to 1058 code for a protein of 343 amino acids.
GAGAAAGAGAGACCAAGGUUACGACGAUGAUAUACAUAUGUGAAAGAAGAUUUGGUGAUAAAUCACAGCUGUUGGGUUAUAAAACUAGAGCAAAGAGUUCUUGCAAUUCUUCACAGGCUAUGGCGGAAGAGGCAACGCAUCGUUUGAUCGACACAAAUGGCAUCAAGAUGCAUAUAGCAGAGAUGGGAUCAGGAGGGCCGACUGUGGUGCUGCUCCAUGGCUUCCCAGAGACGUGGUAUACAUGGAGGUUCCAACUCAAGGGGCUGGCGGACGCUGGUUUCCACGCCGUUGCUCCAGACUUGCGAGGCUUUGGUCUCACCAAGUGUCCCAGGGAUUCAUACGGUAACUUCAAGCUCACGCCUCUGGAUCUCGUGGGAGAUAUCGUGGGUCUCGUCUAUGCGCUCGGAGGAGACCCGGUGUUCGUCGUGGGUCAUGACGUUGGAGCGUUCAUCGGAUGGAACUUGUGUCGCAUGAGGCCGGAUCUCGUGAGAGCUUAUGCUUCGCUUGGAAUUCCCUUCGGAGGAUUUAGACGUCCCACGGAAGAAGGAUUCUACGGGAAUCGCUUUGGUGUACCUGGGCGAGCUGAGAACGACUUCGCUCGAUUCGACACCGCCACCGUGCUCAAGAACAUCUACACGCUCUUUUGCCGGUCCGAGCUCCAGAUCGCCGGGCCCGACGAGGAGAUAAUGGACUUGGUCACCACGUCGGACCCCAUCCCGAGCUGGCUCACCGAGGAGUUCAUCAAAGUCCAGUCCGAGCUCUACGAGAAGUCCGGCUUCGAGUGCCCGCUGUGCUUCACAUAUCGCGAUCGCAUGAGGGCGUUUGAGCUCAUGGCUCCCUGGAUCAACAUGCCAGUAACGAGCCGCUGCCUCUACAUCACCGGCAAAGAUGACUACGUGCGCAAGUUCCCGGGGCUGGAGGAGUACGUGACCGGCGGUGGAAUGAAGCGAGACGUCCCCAACCUCGUCGGCGUUGCUGUUCUUCCUGGCGGCCAUUUCGUGGAGGAAGACUCGCCCGAGGAAGUGAACUCCUUGCUCAUACGCUUCUUCAAAGAGUAGAGCAUGAUCGCCGGAAGUAAUAAAAGAGGAGUUGAUAUACAUUGCGACUCAGCCUCGUACAAUACCACGCUGCUACUGACCUGAGCAGCAUGCUCUCAUUGUAGAGCCGGCAGAACGAGGGGUAAAUAAAGAUUUCCUUGUUGGAGAUCUGAGUUAUGAGAGGUCUCUCUCUCUCUUUUCGUGGUUUAGUUCUAAGUUUCGUUCUUCUGUAGACUAUCGAGAAUGCCAU